Messenger RNA from Lachancea mirantina, 903 nucleotides. NCBI's taxonomy places the organism in Eukaryota, Fungi, Ascomycota, Saccharomycetes, Saccharomycetales, Saccharomycetaceae. The record is from the annotation of a GenBank genome assembly.
AUGGCUAAACAGGUCGUGAAAGGUACUGUGAAGCAAGUGGAUGCUUCGCUAGAUAAGCCCAUCGAUAAAGAUGCUCCACCUACUAUAUAUGGCAGUAAGCUAAAGCCUGAGUUUGCGAGUGCAGCUUUAAACUUGUCGGUCGAUUUUUUGAGACAACAGCAAUCUGAGGCGAACAAGUACCUUUUAUGGAACAAGACUACUCUUUUGGGAUCGUUUACAUGCGCUUUGCUGUACCUGGUAUCUAAGUCGACGUUUCCUCGUGGAAGCAAGUCUGUAAGCGGCUUCUUCGUGCAGUACGCAUACAUGAAUACCAAAGAACUGAUUACCGCUGGUAUCGUUAUAGUUAUUUCUUCCUCUGUGAUUUUCACUCUGCUAUCAAGAGUGACCGAAAACGUCUUCAGCAAGAAGAUCGAUGCCAUUGUCAAAACGGAGGGUGAGAGCGUGUUCGAUGUGAAUCUCAACAAGCUCUCAGCUGACAAGGUUAAAGGCUCUGAAGUGCUAGAAAACACGCAGAUCAUUGUUUACCGUGAUACUCCGAUCGCGCUAGCGGCUAUCAUGGAAAACAAGCAUCUUUCUACUGAAGACUCCCUCGUAAUGGGUGUCACAACUAUUGGAGCGCGUCGCGUUUACUUGAAAAGUGGGGUCAUGGAAGAUCUCAUUGAUUGGGCGUUGUUGAGAACCAAAGACCUUCAAUAUCGUAAGCACGGUAAUGGUAAGUCAAUGAAACUUUUGCUUGACGUUUGCUCUUUUGACAAAGAUUUGAGGGAUGCCUUAAAGAAAAAGGGAUUUUCUCCCAUCAAAACUUUUAAAUAUGAGGAGUCGCGGGUCUUGAAUAGCUUGUAUGGCAUUCGCAGAGAACUAUGGGGUGUUCAGUUCCGUUUCGAAGCCCACAAGAAAGAAUAA